GGGAAAAAAAACUAGGAUACACUAUACACGAUACACACUAUACACACCCGCCACUGGAAGUUUAUCUACCUCCGUUGAUAACUAGACAAGAAGUACCUUGACCAUUACAAUCCGUUAUUAAGACUCACACACACGUUAGUCAUUAGUCGGCUCGCUCCAGCACAGGGUUCGUCCAGUAGUGAGAUUUUUCGUCGAUAUUUAACUCGUCGUGAUAUAAGUUUUUCAUCUUUCGUAAUACCUAAAUCUCUACCUGAUUGUGUUUAUCUCAAAAUGAUACUCGUUUCGAUGAUUGUCGUAUUCGGUUCGUGUGAUUUUCGACCAUGCCAUAAAAUUCGUUAUUUCAAUAAGGUGCAGUGUUGAUUACACCACCACCCUUUUAAUUCAUAGUUCAGUUCGCGUUCUCCUUUUCUCUUAUUCCGCAAUCAAAUUUCGUUUCGAAUGGCGAGUAAAUUUUUACCGAUUUUUUUGCUGUAUCUUCAAACAUCGAGUACUGUUUUAGCAUCGUAUAGUGAUAAUAAUUCGUCGCUUUUACAAGAAGAAAAUGAAUUCGAGCUGCAGACUCAACAAACUGAAGAAGAUGGAGUGAAAAUAGCUGAAAACUCGCUGACCACCGAAUCACCAGCAGCAGCGUCGGAUUUUAAUUCUAUUAUUUGCUCCACGUUUCCAGGAACGUGCUCUAGACUGCAGUCUUUUACCAGACAGUUGUUUCGUUUAGGUGGAUUUGAAGGACGCGGACCGAAGGAUUUGAUUGCUAUCGUGUCAACGAUGCUGGCUACUUUAUUGGGAGCAAUUUUAGUCAAGUUGAACGUGCUCAUUGUCUUAUCUUUGAUAAGCGUCGGUAUCGGUAAAAUAUUAGUUUUAUUGUUGACGCUUAAAUCGCAUUUAUUCGCUCAUCAGAAAACUCAGCAGCCGAGCAUCGUUUAUGAGAAAAUAUAUUAUCCUCAUCAUAAAGAAUACAAUAUGAAUCAACUUCCUCAAACGUAUCAGGAUGAUUAUUCGACGUAUAAUUUAUCUAGCUGAGAAUAACCAAAAUUCUGUGUAAUUUAAUCCUUCGGUUUAAUUUAUUGUGAUGUAAUUAAUGUAAAAUUUUUAUACUUAGUUUUAGUCGUGUUUUUUUUUUUUUUUUGUAGAAAUGUAGUCGAAUUCAACUUUCAUUUUCAAUAAAUUAUUUUACGUUUUUAAAAAUAUUUUUCAAACUGCAAUGAA
Molecule: messenger RNA, 1206 nt
Organism: Planococcus citri (citrus mealybug)
Lineage: Eukaryota; Metazoa; Arthropoda; Insecta; Hemiptera; Pseudococcidae
Exons: 2
Coding region: 439-1020 (193 amino acids)
Source: RefSeq, a predicted model, not a curated record